Diospyros lotus (date-plum) is the source of this 372-nucleotide messenger RNA. RefSeq names its product disease resistance protein RUN1-like. The transcript has a single exon. NCBI's taxonomy places the organism in Eukaryota, Viridiplantae, Streptophyta, Magnoliopsida, Ericales, Ebenaceae. Gene Ontology annotation, biological process: signal transduction. The record is from RefSeq and is a predicted model, not a curated record. Bases 1 to 372 code for a protein of 123 amino acids.
AUGGGCGCUUCAUCAUCGUCAACUUGUUCAUCUUUCACGGCCACCGCCAAGAGAGCAAAGUAUGAUCUCUUUGUUAGUUUCAGAGGUGAAGAUAUCGGAGACAAUUUUAGAAGUCAUUUUUGUAACGCUUUGUCUCCUGAAAACGUUUACUUCUUCGUUGAUGACAAACUUAAGAGAGGUGAUGAAAUCUGGCCAGUGCUUUCAACAGCAAUUGAAGAAUCAAGGAUUUCAGUAGUCAUUUUUUCCAAGGACCAUGCUUCAUCGAAAUGGUGCUUGAUUGAACUUGUAAAAAUUCUUGAAUGUAAGAAGACAAAUAAGCAAAUUGUUAUACCUGUCUUCUAUCAAGUAGAUCCAUCUGAUGUACUGUUGUAA